CGGGGGAGCAGCGAGCGGGCUUCUGCGAGCCGGAGGAGGCACAGGCCUGUCCCGGGUCCCGGCAGGUCAGUGUGAAGGUCUGCGCGUCUGUUCCCAGGACUCUGCGAGGCCUGAAAAGGAGCAGCAACCUGUCCAGAAUCCCCGCAGGAAAAGGAGGGGAAAUCUCGACAUGGAAAAACCCUACAAUAAAAAUGAAGGAAACCUGGAAAACGAGGGAAAGCCAGAAGAUGAAGUAGAGCCUGAUGAUGAAGGAAAGUCAGACGAGGAAGAAAAGCCAGACGUGGAGGGGAAGACAGAAUGCGAGGGAAAGAGAGAGGAUGAGGGAGAGCCAGGUGAUGAGGGACAACCAGAAGAUGAGGGGAGCCAGGAAAAGCAGGGCAAGUCCGAAGGUGAGGGCAAGCCACAAGGCGAGGGCAAGCCAGCCUCGCAGGCAAAGCCAGAGAGCCAGCCGCGGGCCGCCGAAAAGCGCCCGGCUGAAGAUUAUGUGCCCCGGAAAGCAAAAAGAAAAACGGACAGGGGGACGGACGAUUCCCCCAAGGACUCUCAGGAGGACUUACAGGAAAGGCAUCUGAGCAGUGAGGAGAUGAUGAGAGAAUGUGGAGAUGUGUCAAGGGCUCAGGAGGAGCUAAGGAAAAAACAGAAAAUGGGCGGUUUUCAUUGGAUGCAAAGAGAUGUACAGGAUCCAUUUGCCCAAGGGGACAACGGGGUGUCAGGGGAGUGAGGGGUGGAGGUAGGGGCCAGAGGGGCUUACACGAUAUCCCAUACCUUUAAUGCCUUUGGCCUUCCAUUCUGACUUCUCUCAUGAGAAUAUUGCUGGCCCUGCUUUCCCUGGUAGGUAUUUGCCAGGCCCAAUGCUUUAACCUUAAGCUGAUACUUUGCUUUAGAUGUCAAUCUCGUUACCAGCAGCCUUUUGACCCAACUACAGUGCUCUAUAUUUUAGUAGAGGAUUUUCACCCAUGUGCAUGGAAAAGAUGUUCAUGGUACAUUGUAAAAAAAUAAAGAAUAAAAAUAAAAAAAAGUUUGCAGAACCGCA
This is a messenger RNA of Mandrillus leucophaeus (drill), 1033 nucleotides long. It is a transcript of the gene TCEAL6, whose product is annotated as transcription elongation factor A (SII)-like 6. The record is from RefSeq and is a predicted model, not a curated record. NCBI's taxonomy places the organism in Eukaryota, Metazoa, Chordata, Mammalia, Primates, Cercopithecidae.